Symbiodinium sp. CCMP2592 is the source of this 1455-nucleotide messenger RNA. The record is from the annotation of a GenBank genome assembly. Lineage: Eukaryota; Dinophyceae; Suessiales; Symbiodiniaceae.
AUGAGCCUGCUGCCCGAGAUCUCUCCAGGUGCACCGCGAGAGAAGCCGAAGGCACAGUUCCUCAAGGAGACCUACGACGUCUCCUUCGACGGAGGUGAGGCCCGGGAGAACCUCUGCAAGAAGGUGCUGCCGCAGACGAAGUCCUCACGGCGUGGUGACGCCAAGGCGCAGGAGUGGCUCCAGGAAGAGCGCCAAAAGGCUGAGGAGCGCGCUGAGAAGCGAUGGCGGCAAAAGUUUGAGGAGUGGCAAGCGAGCUUUCAGUCGGAGAGCAGCGAGACCUGCAAGGAGCCAAGCAGUGAGAUGCGGUCCGAGGCGCACCAGCUGGUCGAGCCGCAGCUGGAGGGGCUUCGGACUCGGGCGGAGGCCGCAGAGAAGGAAUGCGAGGAGCUGCGCAACGAGUGCCAGGGUCAACUGGAUGAGCUUGCGAGGCUCUACGAGGAGUUUCGACGUGCUCACCAGAAGGUGCAGGAGGAGAAGGCGCGCAGGGAGACCAUCGAGAAGCAUCUGGGCUCCGCUGUGGAGGAGCAGGGAAAGUGGACAGACAAAUUGGCCCACCGCAUGUCGCAGCUUCAGCAGGCUCGACAGCAGCGGCGUGCCAUUGGUGCCCGUAUUGAUCGGUUUGGCAAAGAGCUCCACACCCUGGACCUGAGGACGGGUGAGUGGCUAACGCAGGCCAUCAACGAGAGAGGCCGUGAAAUGCCCAGCAUGGAGGAGGAGCUCAGCACUGCCCGGGCCUCUGCCGCAGACGCCGAGCACGAGGCGCAGGAGGCGCAGAAGUCCACGCAGGAGCUUCAGGACUUCCUCUCGAGCCCGGAGGUGCUGGCCAUCGACUCGAUCCAGCAGGAGGUGGAAAAGAUGUCCUUCGCGGAGGCCUACCAGGUGCGGCUGCGGCUCUGCGGCUCGCUCUGCGCCUUGUGCGGCUUUUCCGCGGUGGCAUCUUUGCCGGCGCAGGAUGCCUUCAAGCCCUGGGCUCUCGAGCAGCCCGAGCAGUCCGAGGAGCCGGAGCUCGACGAAGAGGCCGAGCUGGGCGAGGACGAGUCAGGCUUCGAGGGCCUCGACCCAUCCUCCUCUCGGGAUCCACGGACAGAGACGGAUAUGGGGACUCAGUCUCCGCAAUCGCCGAUCUCGCCACUUUCGCCGCAAUCUGCAUACGAGGAUUUGGAGCAGUCGCCGGACAGUGCUUCGUAUCGGCAGGCUCGGGAGGUCGAAGAGGCGUCCUACAACGAGGCAGCGGCAAAGGCUCAAGAAGCCUUGAGCCGUGAGCCUUGUGCUUGGAUGUCUCAGGACUUCUCGCCGGUGAAUGGGGAGACCGAGCUCGAGAGAUCCUACGUGGACGAGGAGCAGCGGCUCUGCUCUGCGAAGCGGUCUUUGCUCCCUCUGCCGCAGGAGCCGGAGCCCCAGUCACCAACUUCUCCAGCGGACCCGGAGGACGCGCCUGCAGCCCACUGGGCUUGA